Molecule: messenger RNA, 1742 nt
Organism: Aethalodelphis obliquidens (Pacific white-sided dolphin)
Lineage: Eukaryota; Metazoa; Chordata; Mammalia; Artiodactyla; Delphinidae
Gene: CFAP73
Product: cilia and flagella associated protein 73
Exons: 7
Coding region: 777-1742 (321 amino acids)
Source: RefSeq, a predicted model, not a curated record
GGUACUUUUCUCUAUUACCACUCCCGGCAGUGCUGUUUUAAAGAUUAAAUUAGAUACCGUAAGUAGAGUACUCAGGACAGUGUCUGACCCACUGUAAUUGCGCAAGCUAUGUCACCUCCUCCCCUACCCCCCAUCCUCCAAAUGCAGAUUCUGGGUCCCUCCAAGCUGGUUUCCACAGGGUAGUGCUGAUGGCCCCUCUGCUUUAUCUCCCUAACCAGGCGGGGGGCUCCGUGAGACAAGGCUAGGGUAGCCAGCAAUGGGAGUGGACCAUCAAAGGGCUGGAACAUAGUAGGACCUCAGCACCUUGCCAGGGAGUGAAUGCCUGCCCCCCAAGGACCUGGCAAACAGUGGGUGUCCAAAAAUUACUCAUUUGAACAGACAUCUGAGCACACAGCCACAUUAGUGAGGCCCCAUCCCACCCAUCCAGGAAGAGGUUUGACCAGACAUGGGGCACCGAGGGGCAAAUUAUUGGCCAAGAGACCCACGUCCUGUUCACUGCACCCCAAUUUAGAUUGGGAGUUCAAGCCUCCUCCAGACCGGGCAGAAGAUGCUCCCCUCCCUGCAGCCCCCUCUCUCUCCCUCUCCGGGUGGAUUCUCCAGGCCUCAGGCAGGCAAUGGAAUGUUGUGUCGUUGGUUGCCCGGGCGACCGAGGCUGGCUGGGUGGCUGCCUUCCGGGAAUACUGAGCGUGCAAACCCUCCAUCAGAACCCUCCAGGGCCUCCUCUAGGCUAGUGCAAACUCCAGAAAGAAAGCAAGCCUGGGGCAAUUGCCAGGAGAAUGGCAGUGCCCUGGGAGAAAUAUUUCCGACUGGCCUUGCAAGAGAAACUGUCUACGAAGAUCCAGGGGCAGAAUGUGGACCACGUCCCACCGCCACUGCUGCGUCUCUUGGAGAAGAGGCAGGAACUGGUGGAUGCGGACCAGGGCCUUCAGGCCCAGAAGGAGGUGUUCCAGACUAUGCAGGCAUCCCUGAAACAGCAGUGGGAACAAUUGGAACAGAAAGAGCAGGAGUUAAAGGGGUCCUUUGUCCGCUUUGAAAAAUUUUUGCAGGAUGCGGAGGCCCGGGGCAGCCGCGCACUGCGGAGGGCGGCGGAGGAGCGGCAACUGGCGGGCCGCCGGGAGGCGGAGGCGCUGCGGCUUCGGGCUCAGCUGGAGGAGCUGCAGCGGGAGCGCGCGCGGCUGCAGCGCCUGCUUUGGCGCCUCGAGCCUUGCGCGCGCCUGCUGGGGCAAGUACUGGAGCAGCUGCCCGAGUUCCAAGAGGUCCCCGAGCUGAUGGCGCGCUUCGACGGCCUGGCCGACACGCAGGCGGCGCUGAGGCUCACGGAGCGCCAGCGGCUCGCGGAGCUGGAGGAGGCGCGCGCGCGGCUGCGGCGGCUGCGGGACACCUGGCAGGACGAGCUGCUGCGGCAGGGCCAGCGGCGAGCGCAACUGCUGGAGCAACUGGAGGCGGCGCGGGAGCGCACGCUGCACUGGGUACCGCCGCCGGGAGGAGGGGGCGGUGUUUUCCAGGAAUCCAAGUAUAUUCAGAUCCAGAACACCGCGGCUGAGAAGACCCUGCUCCUGGGACGCACCAGGAUGGCCGCACUCAACCUGUUCCAGCUAGUGUGCCAGCACCAGAGGCGCCCACCUGCCCUGGACAUCGAGGACACCGAGGGGCAGCUGGAGCAGGUGAAGCUCUUCAUCCUGGACCUCUCCGCCAUGCUGGCCGGCCUCCAUCAGGCCAAGCCCGCCGUCCCUGCCUCCUGA